Telopea speciosissima is the source of this 1119-nucleotide messenger RNA. RefSeq lists its product as uncharacterized. The transcript has 8 exons. Gene Ontology annotation, molecular function: SNAP receptor activity. Bases 67 to 942 code for a protein of 291 amino acids. NCBI's taxonomy places the organism in Eukaryota, Viridiplantae, Streptophyta, Magnoliopsida, Proteales, Proteaceae. Gene Ontology annotation, biological process: retrograde vesicle-mediated transport, Golgi to endoplasmic reticulum. The record is from RefSeq and is a predicted model, not a curated record. Gene Ontology annotation, cellular component: endoplasmic reticulum; SNARE complex.
AGAACCUGCAGCGCCAAAAUCACACUACUGAAACGAAUCUUUGGUGCUUAAGAAAGUUUAGAUUUUAUGGAUGAGGUAGCAGAGGCUGUUGAGAAGGUGAAGAAAGACUGGGACGAGACAAUUGCACGAGCCUGGGAACAUGUAAACUCAAUUGAAGAAUAUGGUAAACCAGGAAGGGGGGAUGAUGAAGGAAAUUCUCUACCAAGGUUAAAUGGUCUUGCACAGGAUGCGCUAGCUUUACUUCGCUCAAUGCAGUUUAGGCUUGACCUUCUUGCUCAGCAACUUCCCACAGAAGAAGAAGUAAAAUCUGCUCAAUCAACACUGGAAUCUUGGAAGGAUCAAUACCGAAGUCUGCAUUUGGGCCUUAGGAAUGCCAAUUUGCAAGCGAAGGCCAACAUGAGGAAAGCUGCUCAGGCUGAGAGGGAGCUUCUUUUAGGUGGUGGAGAAGAGUCUACAAUUCGCAGACGCAAUUUACAGACGAAGGCUGGGAUGACAUCUGCUGCAGAAAGCAUCACAGAGAGCCUUCGCCGUACUCGUCAACUGAUGGUUCAGGAGGUGGAAAGAAGUGCAAGUACAGUAAUGACAUUUGGGGAAUCAACAGGAGUAUUAAAGAAGGCAGAAAGUGAAUAUAAGGGACAUCGCUCACUGCUUAUGAGGACUCGGAAUCUACUCUCAACAAUGCAACGCCAGGAUGUCCUUGACAGGUUGAUAGUUGUGGUAGGGUUUCUCCUCUUCUCCUGUGCUGUUCUAUAUGUUGUCUCAAAACGUAUUGGGCUGCUCAAGUUGCAGAGAAAGCUUACUGCUGCCAUCAAGGCAGGAAUGGUUGGACAAGGAGGGAUGAGACCUCGAACUGCAGAAGACGCCAUAAAUUUAGUUUAUGUUCAUGAAAAUGUAGUUCCUGAUGUGGAGGUUCCAAUAGAAAAUAUGCGUGAUGAACUGUGAUUCACCCCCACCCCCAAAAUAAAAAAAUAAAAUCACUCAUUCAAUGGAACUUUUGUUGUCCAUAUAAUCUUAUCUGCAAUUCAUGGGUGAAUUCCAAGCUUUUCAGUCACAAGGUUUUUUCAUGUGAGGAGUUUCGCUGGCAUACAUAUCAAUGAGGCAUUAAUUUCUUCAUUUUCU